UCCAAGAUAGAAGAGACAAGCCUCAAAUUCUGUUGACUUUUCGUAAUUUGCUUCAAAUCCUUCAAAGAAUGUUUUUUUUUUUUUUUUUUGUUUAACCAUCCUUUGCAAUCCGCUGAACCGAUUAAUCCAGAUUCACGUCAGGUGUAUGCUACAGAGGAUAAAUGAAGUAAAGUAGUACAAAUUCGUCGUAUUGUUUUUUGAACAUUAGCAUCAUGAAUUACAUGGCUAGCACUACUAUAAAGUUGACCAUAGUCCUUUUAAUUCCCUUAAUCAUAAAUCCGAUUUGCUUAGCAAUAGAUACUAUAUCAAUGAAUCAACAAGUUGUAGAUGGUGAAACUGUAGUUUCAGCAGGAGGUAUAUUUGAGCUUGGCUUCUUUAGUCCUGAUGGAUCCCAAGGGCGAUAUGUCGGGAUAUGGUACAAGGGAUUACCAGUUGAAAAAGUUGCAUGGGUUGCAAACCGUGAAAGACCAUUAAUUGGAUCACAUGGAGUUCUUAUGAUUAAUGCUAGUGAUGGCAAUUUGGUCCUUGUGGAUGAUAAAAAUGUGCCAGUCUGGUCUACACAAGUUAGUUCGACGUCAUCCAACAACACCAUUGCUGUGCUUACUGCUCAGGGGAAUCUUGUUCUUCUGGAUCAGAACAAGCUGAACGAAUCAGUACCGUUAUGGGAGAGCUUCAAUCAUCCAUCUGACACACUCUUGCCUCGUAUGAAGAUAGGGAUGAAUACUAUAACAGGGGAGCAAAUAGUUCUCACAUCUUGGAAAGAUGAUAAAAAUCCGUCGUUGGGAAGUUUUAGUACCGCUCUGGUGGAUCCUCAGGAACUUGUACAAGUACUUAUUUUGAAUGGCUCGUCAAAGAAGCAUUUUAGAUCGGGGCAGUGGAAUCGGAGAAGCUUCAUUGGAGUGCCUAGCAUGACUAAAGACUACCACAAUGGCUUUCAACUACUUACGGACAAUAAAGGGGAGGAACUUUAUUUUUCUUAUGCUAUACUCAAUUACUCUGCUCCAACAUUGAUAUACUUAGAUUCCUCAGGGAGCGAUAAUUCAGAUGGAUUGGGACGCAGAAGAGAAAAAAAUGGUUAA
This is a messenger RNA of Lycium ferocissimum, 1079 nucleotides long. Its product is annotated as putative G-type lectin S-receptor-like serine/threonine-protein kinase At1g61610. The transcript has a single exon. The record is from RefSeq and is a predicted model, not a curated record. Gene Ontology annotation, biological process: recognition of pollen. NCBI's taxonomy places the organism in Eukaryota, Viridiplantae, Streptophyta, Magnoliopsida, Solanales, Solanaceae. The coding region runs from base 213 to 1079 and encodes 288 amino acids.